GGAUGAGUGUCGAAAAAUCCAAUAAGUUCCAAAAAUCAUCCAAAACAAAAGUUUAAAUUCAUUGAAAAAUGCUUAAAUUAACAAAAUUUGCAUCAUAUUCCCUAUGCAAUAGAAACAUAAAGACACUGACUGCAUCGUACUUUAAAAGUGACAUCUCGUUAGACAAGCUUUAUCCAAAUAGCAAGCAAAAUAUUUUCACUCCAUCGCCUCCAUCACUAGAUAAAGAUAAGUUCAAUGGAUUCAUACCUGUAAAUCAACUUCAGAUUACUUAUGAUAGAUCAUCAGGCGCUGGAGGACAAAAUGUUAAUAAAGUUGCAACAAAAGUAGACUUACGGUUCCAUGUCGAUAAUGCUAAUUGGAUAUCUGAUGCUAUUAAGAACAGAUUAAAGGAAGAUCACAAAAUGAAGAUCAACAAGGAAGGAUUCUUAAUCAUCAAAAGUGAAUUAACAAGAUACCAGCAAAUGAACCUUGCUGAUGCUCUUGCAAAAUUAAGAACCUUGAUUCGUGCUGCUGAAACGCCAAAAAGACCAGAAAUGUCAACUGAAACCCUCGAGAAAAUCAGAAAACGGCAAGUAAUGGCUGCAAAUCAGCGAUUAUUAUUAAAGAGACAAAAAUCAGGAACUAAGGAAGGCAGGAAAGCACCAACUUUAGAUUAAAAUAAUGUAAACAAUUCUAGU
Messenger RNA from Chironomus riparius, 677 nucleotides. The record is from the annotation of a GenBank genome assembly. Lineage: Eukaryota; Metazoa; Arthropoda; Insecta; Diptera; Chironomidae.